UUCCGUCAUCGAGUGACGUAUUAUUCGCGCGCCGGUCGGUGUUCCCGUACGUUUUUUGUAAACAGUCGCUUUUCUAGAUUAAAGAAAUUCGGUUAUUUCUCUCAAUGGACGAAGAAUACUACAGCAAUGCUGGAGAAUGGGAGGGACAGGACGGCAACAUGGAGGAUGGAUACGCCGAUGCUGAGGCUGACGGAAAAGUUCAGGAGGAGUGCCUGCAGAAAUUCUCCAGCAGGGAUUAUAUCAUGGAGCCCACCGUGUUUAACACCCUGAAAACGUAUUUCCAGGCAGGCGGUUCCCCCGAGCAUGUCAUCCAGCUGCUGUCAGAGAACUACUCUGCUGUUGCACAGACGGUCAAUCUUCUGGCGGAGUGGCUCAUUCAGAUGGGUGUUGAGCCCGCGCAGGUGCAGGAACGCGUAGAGAAUCAUUUAAAGUCUCUCUUAAUCAAACACUUUGACCCUCAGAAAGCAGAUUCUAUUUUCACUGUUGAGGGAGAGACACCCGCGUGGCUGGAACAGAUGAUAGCACACACAACAUGGAGAGAUCUAUUCUACAAACUAGCUGAGGCUCAUCCAGACUGCCUGAUGCUCAACUUCACUGUCAAGUUGAUUUCAGAUGCAGGAUACCAAGGAGAGAUCACAAGCGUGUCCACAGCCUGUCAACAGUUGGAGGUUUUCUCCAGAGUCCUACGAACCUCUCUCGCCACUCUGCUGGACGGAGGAGAACAGAACCUGGAGAAAAAUCUCCCUGAAUUUGCGAAGAUGGUGUGUCACGGUGAGCACACAUACUUGUUUGCUCAAGCCAUGAUGUCCAUCCUCGCUCAGGAGGAGCAGGGCGGCUCAGCAAUGCGGCGAAUUGGGCAGGAAGUACAGAAAUACGCCCACGAGAGGGGACAUGAUGCCAGUCAGAUCACAUUAGCGCUAGGCACAGCCGCUGCAUAUCCACGCGCAUGCCAGGCUCUCGGUGCCAUGCUGUCCAAAGGGGCUCUAAACCCAGCAGACAUCACGGUCCUGUUCAAGAUGUUCAGUAGCAUGGAUCCACCUCCUGUAGAGCUGAUCCGAGUUCCUGCCUUUUUGGAUCUGUUCAUGCAGUCGCUAUUUAAACCCGGAGCUAAAAUCAACCAAGACCACAAGCACAAAUACAUCCACAUAUUAGCGUAUGCUGCUAGUGUUGUGGAAACUUGGAAAAAGAACAAGCGUGUGAAUAUAAAUAAAGAUGAGCUGAAGUCGACCUCAAAGGCUAUCGAGACGGUUCAUAAUCUCUGCUGCAAUGAGAACAAGGGAGCUACUGAGCUAGUAGCAGAACUCAGCACAUUAUACCAGUGCAUAAGGUUUCCAGUGGUGGCGAUGGGAGUGCUGAAGUGGGUCGACUGGACGGUGUCUGAGCCUCGUUACUUCCAGCUACAGACAGACCACACUCCUGUCCAUCUAGCGCUACUGGAUGAGAUCAGCACAUGCCAUCAGCUUCUUCAUCCCCAGGUGUUACAGUUGCUCAUCAAACUGUUUGAGACCGAGCACUCGCAGCUCGAUGUCAUGGAGCAGCUGGAGCUCAAGAAGACCUUACUGGACCGUAUGGUUCACCUGUUGAGUAGAGGUUAUGUUCUUCCAGUGGUCGGCUACAUCCGUAAAUGUCUUGAGAAGCUUAACACAGAUAUUUCACUCAUCAGAUACUUUGUUACGGAGGUUCUAGACGUGAUAACACCUCCAUACACCUCAGACUUUGUCCAGCUGUUUUUGCCCAUCCUAGAAAACGACAGCAUAGCUGGAACCAUCCGCACCGAGGGAGAACAUGACCCUGUUGCUGAGUUCAUUGCUCACUGCAAAUCCAACUUCAUCAUGAUGAAUUAACCUUUGGAAUUAGUGGGAUGUUUGAGAAGUGGAAGGAUCAUAGGGACAGAGAGACAAUUUCAGUGUAUAUACUGUGUUGACCUUUCCACCGAAAAUAUUGACAUGAGUGUUGAACUUUGAAAGUGUUUUUGAGGUACUUUGCUUCGAAAUAAUCUGACGUUGGUUUUCUUUUUUGUAUAUUGUAAUAAUUUUUAAAAAAAAAAAAAGUUGUACUAAAGUUUAUAGCGUCAUCAUUUCUAAAGUCACUAAAUAUUUGGUCAGAUAAACUGAUGAAGUUUCUUUAGAGGCUUUAGUCUUCAGCCAAUGUACAUGCCAAUUUAAUGUAAAUAUAUAUGUUACAUUAAGAGACAACUUUACUGCUGUAUAUGUUUUUUAUAUUUCCAAACUUAUUUUAAAAAAAGAAAAAAAAAGUGGCCUUUGCAACUUGAGUUUCUUAUCUGAUGUAGUCUUUAAAUCAAAGAUCCAAAGCAUUUGUUAUAAUAAUUGCUUGGCUGUUAGAGCUGAAUACAAUAGUGUACAAAGACACAGUUUAGACUAUUCCACUCAAUUUAGUCUAAAUUAAAGCAAUUUACUAAAUAUACCCACAACAGAUUGACCAGAAAUAGAACUUGAUAAGACAUUUAUUAAAGAGUGCAUCGAUUAAACUGAUCUGGUUUGACAGAUGCAUUAAAAGCAAAAUCAAAAAAGUAGCAAACUAUGUACUUUUGCUUUUAAUACAACACAGCAAACCCUAAAACCUUUUCAGUGCACAAGAUCAUUAGAUGACUAUUUGGCUUGAGUUCGGUCUAUUUAAAACGGUCUAAAAAAGAAAAUGUAUUAAAAAAAAAAAAAAAAAAAAA
This is a messenger RNA of Puntigrus tetrazona (Sumatra barb), 2683 nucleotides long. RefSeq names its product negative elongation factor complex member C/D (gene nelfcd). The coding region runs from base 105 to 1844 and encodes 579 amino acids. The record is from RefSeq and is a predicted model, not a curated record. Lineage: Eukaryota; Metazoa; Chordata; Actinopteri; Cypriniformes; Cyprinidae. Gene Ontology annotation, biological process: negative regulation of transcription elongation by RNA polymerase II. The transcript is spliced from 15 exons. Gene Ontology annotation, cellular component: nucleus; NELF complex. Gene Ontology annotation, molecular function: RNA binding.